Molecule: messenger RNA, 1298 nt
Organism: Sabethes cyaneus
Lineage: Eukaryota; Metazoa; Arthropoda; Insecta; Diptera; Culicidae
Product: growth arrest and DNA damage-inducible protein GADD45 alpha-like
Exons: 2
Coding region: 257-730 (157 amino acids)
Biological process (GO): regulation of cell cycle
Cellular component (GO): nucleus; cytoplasm
Source: RefSeq, a predicted model, not a curated record
GAACAAGUUAACAAGCAAAUACGCGAGUGGGAAACUAUCGUGCAAAAAAAUAGGUGUGAGUAAUUUCACAACGUCGCCCAAUCGUUUCAACCAGUGUAAAAAUAGAAGAAAGUUAUCAGUUAUAUCACGGCCGUCAGAAGGCCCCGAUCAAGUGCAAAUCAAACAACCCACGGCCACUGGUUCCGUGCGUGCUUCGAAACUAAACGGGUUUACCCUGGAUUCGUACGCUAACCGCAAUAAUUACAACAGUUUGAAAAUGGUGGUCGCCACCAAGGAAUCUAUACCCAUAAUGUCCAAGACUGGCUUCAAAACGGUCGGCAUCGGUGCCAACGUCCGCUCUACGUUGGUGGCCGCCUCCGCCGAACAUCGGGUCGUUGCCGGAAUGACCGCAGCGAUUCGCAGCCUGACCGAGGAACCGCACAAAUUCGUGUUCUGUUUCAUCGUUCAACCAAAAGCGAACGACAGUGGAGCUCACAUGCAAGAGGUUCUGCUGGAAGCGUUCUGUUUCGAGAAUGACAUCUACAUAAUUAAGGUCGACAGUGCGGAAAAGUUAAGCCGAUUAUUGGGCACCGCUUGUCUGGUAUCCUGCGCUUUGGUUCGAAAAGCCGAUUCCAUCACCAGCAGCAGCAGCGAGGACUGCUAUUCUCGCAGUGAAAACAUCCUAAUCGAUCACUGUGAGUUCUAUUGGGACGAACCGGUGAAACCCGUCAUUAAACUACCGGAAAAGUGAAUCCAUCGACGACGACGACGACGACUGCAAAACGUUGUUUAAACAGUGAUAAGGGCUUGAUUUAGCGUCAGAAAGCUAUCUAAUGUAAAUGAGAUAACGAGAGCUGCUGCUCUCGACUUCUAAAACAAUGCCUCACAAUGGCAGGUAUAUGAUUAGCUGGAAGCCUAUAGCUGAACAGUUCAGUUCGUAUGUUGUAAUGGACUAUCGUAUAGAUUAAACUCGGCUCGAGUGCCGAACUACGGAUGUACGCAGUGAGUGACAGUGUUUAACCCCAGUGAUGUAGGGAAGAUAUAUUGAUAUGAAGACUACCACUUAUAGAACGAUUCAAGAGUUACGAAACAUUGUCAGUAUAGUCACUAGUGGAUCCAAUCUUACUUUAUCCUCUACUACAACAUAAAGCAAAAACUGAAUGCGGUUUUACGUAGAUCAGUUUGUUAUUUUAAUCAUUUUAAAUAAUCGAUAUCACGGAUGGCACGAAGCAUUACUUUGUACAUAAAACUAAUCACGAUAGCUUAGUAGUGAUAGUGGUGAUUAUGGACUAUAAUUUAAUUGGUGAAAUAAAAGCAAA